Molecule: messenger RNA, 546 nt
Organism: Puccinia triticina
Lineage: Eukaryota; Fungi; Basidiomycota; Pucciniomycetes; Pucciniales; Pucciniaceae
Exons: 6
Coding region: 1-546 (181 amino acids)
Source: RefSeq, a predicted model, not a curated record
AUGAAGUACUUGCAAGCCUUGAUCAACGCCAUACUCGUGAGCAGCUUGGCACUGCGGCUUACUGCAGAGGAUGCCGAAUCUCUCCAGCGGCUCUCGACAGAGGUUCAGAGUCUAGAUAUGACACCAGCAACUUCCAUCAUGAGCAUUGUUCAGCAAGGAACUCAUAUAUCGCGCCGAGGAGUCGCACUGGCUGGACACUAUCCCUACCCACGUCAGGUCACUUGCACGAAUGCAGAGGGCCAGCAAGAGACUUACAAGAGCAAAGAUUGUCUAUCAGCGGCAAAGCAAAUUUCAAGCUACCAUAUACGUGAAGUGACGUGCAGUACCUGCAAAAUGUCUCUUGUAAGAAAUAACGGGGAUUUACUCUUGUCCACUGCACCCGCGGAUCGACUUCGCCAGAUGACUGUCGCAAUUUUGAAAGCUUGUGCAUUGAACAAGUCCAGUAAUGCGGCGUACUCUGAAGAAGAUUCUCAUGACAGCAAUAUUGCUCCAUUCACACUGCUAAUUUCUCAAGGCAAUGGCACAAAGUGUCAGUCAAGGAAGUAA